Molecule: messenger RNA, 2074 nt
Organism: Cherax quadricarinatus
Lineage: Eukaryota; Metazoa; Arthropoda; Malacostraca; Decapoda; Parastacidae
Source: RefSeq, a predicted model, not a curated record
CAUGCAGUGGGUAGUGGUUGUAGCAGUGUUCCUGGUGGCUUCUGUGUCUGCAGACGCAGACGUAGCCCACCAGCAGCAGACCAUUAACCGUCUACUCUACAAGGUCACCAGCCCCAUCAAAUCAACUUUCACUGACCUCAAGGAGGCAGCACAGUCAUGGGACCCAAGAGACCACAUUGAUCAAACCACUGAUGAUGGCGCAGCCGUAAAGCAUCUACUGGAUGAGCUGGAAGAUCACCGCUUGCUGGAGCAGCAUCACUGGUUCUCCCUCUUCAACACCCGUCAGCGUGAGGAAGCUCUAUGGCUUGUCGAUGUUUUGCUACAUUCAAAAGAUUUUGACACCUUCAAGAACAACGCUGCUUACUUCCGUGAGCGUGUUAAUGAAGGGGAGUUUGUUUAUGCUCUCUUUGCGGCGGUUACCCAUUCUCCCCUAACACAACACGUGAUCUUGCCACCACUCUACGAGGUUACCCCUCAUUUGUUCACAAACUCAGAGAUCAUCAAUAAAGCUUAUGCUGCUAAGAUGACACAGACGCCAGGUAACUUUAAGUUAGAAUUUACUGGCAGCAAGAAGAACCCUGAGCAGCGAGUGGCCUACUUUGGUGAGGACGUUGGUAUCAACUCUCACCACGUCCACUGGCACUUGGACUUUCCCUUCUGGUGGAAUAAUGAUAAGAUUGACCGCAAGGGAGAGCUCUUCUUCUGGGCCCACCACCAGCUCACUGCCAGAUACGACGCCGAACGCCUGUCUAACUAUCUGUCUCCAGUAGACGAACUCUACUGGGAUCGCCCCAUUAAAGACGGAUUUGCUCCUCACACUGUCUACAAAUAUGGUGGAGAGUUUCCCACUCGCCCCGAUAACAAGGAAUUUGAGGAUGUAGAAGGUGUGGCCCACAUUCGUGACUUAAAAAUCAUAGAAAGUAGAAUUCAUGACGCUAUUGCUCACAGUUAUAUCGUUAACGCCGAUGGCUCUCACACUGACAUCAACAACGAGCAUGGAAUUGACGUAUUGGGUGAUAUUAUCGAAUCUUCCGCUUACAGCACUAAUGCUGCUUAUUAUGGCUCUCUACAUAAUCAGGCUCACCGUGUUUUGGGUGCACAAGCUGACCCUAAGCACAAGUUUAACUUGCCUCCAGGUGUUAUGGAACACUUCGAGACUGCAACCCGCGACCCUGCGUUCUUCCGACUCCAUAAAUACAUUGAUGGAAUUUUCAAAGAACACAAGGACACCUUGCCACCUUACACCAGGGAAGAUUUUCUCUACAGUAAUGUCGAGAUAACCGGUGUAGAGGUCAGUGAACUUUCCACUUACUUUGAAGAUUUUGAAUUUGACCUGAGUAAUGCUCUAGACACAACAGAGAACGUCAAUGAAGUGUCUGUCAAAACUCACGUAUCACGCCUGAACCACAAACCAUUCACCGUAAAUAUUCACGCGCAUGCUGACCACGACGACAAAGUCACAGUUCGCGUCUACCUACAACCCAAGUAUGACGAGAACCAUAUCGCCCUUGACAUCGACGAGGCUCGUUGGGGAGCCAUAUUGCUUGACACCUUCUGGACUGAAGUACAUGCGGGAGAUAACGAAAUCAAGCGUAAGUCCUCUGAGUCAUCAGUAACCAUCCCUGAUCGCGUGUCCUUCCCUCAACUGAUCCACGACGCUGACGAGGCUGUGGCCAACGGCGCUGAGCUACCCCACAAGGAUACUCGCGCCUGUGGUCACCCCCAGAGACUACUGCUGCCCAAGGGUACUUCAGAAGGCCUGGAAUUCUGGAUUGACGUCAUUAUUACCAGCGGAGAUGAUGCUGUCCAUGAUGACUCAGCUGUUAACGACCACGGUAGUACUCAUGGUUACUGUGGUAUUCAUGGAGAGAAGUAUCCUGACAAGCGAGCAAUGGGCUUCCCCUUCGACCGCCGCAUCCCUGACUUAAGUGUCUUCAAGGUGCCCAACCAGCAUGGCCAACAGGUCAAGAUUUACCAUCAUUGAGCAGCAUUCAUAGGAUUCUUAAAGUCGAAUAUUCAAAUGGAAGAAUAAAUUUCUACAAGCAAACACGUUAAAAUUAUCAUCUGAUUAAAU